CAAUUGAAGAUGGAAAGUUGGUCAGUUGAGCAAGUCUGCAACUGGUUGAAACAGAGAAAUUUAGGAGAGCUAGUUCCUAAGUUCCGUGAAGAAGAAAUAAGUGGAGCAGCUCUUCUGGCUCUUAAUGAUCGUAUGGUGCAGCAGCUGGUGAAGAAGAUUGGGCACCAGGCAGUGCUGAUGGACCUAAUUAAAAAAUACCGGCAACAGAAGAGUGGGCUGGAACCCCUUACAUACUGUUGUGAAACAGCUUCUCAAAAAUUUCCAGAAGUAAUCAGUGGAAAAAACCUGAAAUCAUUUUUUGCGAGACACAAGAUGUUGCAGUGGACGAGUUCUUAUGUUUUGCCAGACUUCCCUUAUGAUGUCAAGUGCAUAUUAGCAGAAAAAAAAUGCCCUGAUCACAGUAUGAGGAUAAGAAUUAUUGAAUUUUUACAAGCAGACAUGACAAAAUACCUGGAAGGAUCACUGUAUCCGAACAGUCAGCAAUAUAACAUUGUUGUCAAUGCUCUGCUCCAGGCAUACCCAUUCCUUGAUGAAGAUGGGAAUGGCUUUUUGCUGUGGAAACGGGCCCUUAAAGAUCGUUUCAAAUACGUGCGGAGACCCAUUGAAGAUGAUGAGCAAGUCCUGAGGAACAAAUGCAAGUUUGGCCACAGGAGAGGACAGAGCAGAAAAUCUUCUUUUGUUGAAAAUACUCUUGAUGAUGUCCAGGGGCAGGUAGAGGAAGAACCUGUUCAUCUUAAAGACAGUACAAUGGAUUUACAUAUUAAGUGGCUCAAUCGAGAAUAUAUGAAGACUCAGAGGAACUGGGAAGAAGUGGAUAACAGAAUGAAUGCAACAAUAGAAAUACGGAGAAAGAUGAUCAGUGAUAAGGCACCUUUAAAAGAUAUUCUUAGACUAUUUCCUUUCUUAAGAUGCCCUUAUCAGCUUUUUAGGGAGUUCCAGCUUCUCACACACAUGGACAUUUAUAAGAAAACGGUUGAGAUUUUGGAGAUUUAUUCAGAAAACAUAUUGUCCUUGUAUGUGCUGAAGAAUAAUCCAAUUAACAUUAUGCUGCAAGAAAAUCUGAAGCAUCACACAGAGGAAGACAUUCUGAAAUAUAUGAAAAUGACUGCUGCAUGUUUACUCCUGCCAGAGGUCUUUGGAGAUGACUCCAGUCUGUUUGCUGCAGUGAAUGAGGAGGUAAAGGCAGUGACACCUGUGUUGGAAGUGAAAAAUCCCUUCAACAUGAAUUCCUGUCAGUUUGCCCUGUACAUAGAAAGGGAAGAGUUAGCCCAGCUCAAUGACUGCAACAUGGCUCUGGCGGCACUGGUGGCUGCAUUCCAUGUGUUUGAUAUCCCAUGCCCAAAGAGAAUCCACAGGACACUGAACUUCCUGGAGUCCCUGGUCUUUGAGGUGAGGAACCCAGCAUCCCUGCCCACCCUGUUAAAGACAGGGCUGGAGGAACCCAAGAGUCCAGUAUCUAAUGGUGCACCCAGCACUCCUCUCAGAAGUAUUUGAUAUUUUAUCAAAAUAUAUCCCUUUGUGCCAUUCUUUCUAGUGAAAGUGUAUGUAUAUUUAAAAGUUAUGUUUAGUAAUGCCCUCCAUUUUUUCUUGUACUGGCUACUUCUAAAAAAAAUUAAAACUCAAGCAGUUUCAUUAUUUUAAAUGUAGAUUUUAGAGCAGUCUAGAGAUAAUAAAAUUUUCUAGAUU
This is a messenger RNA of Lonchura striata (white-rumped munia), 1686 nucleotides long. Lineage: Eukaryota; Metazoa; Chordata; Aves; Passeriformes; Estrildidae. The record is from RefSeq and is a predicted model, not a curated record.